AUGAAAUUCAAUCCGGCUUUAAUGUCAGCGUCUAUAUUUGCCCCACCCGUAUCAUUGAAUACGGGAAUUCAAGAUGAAGUACUGAAUUUGGCACAUUCGGAUAGUGCAACCAGCAGCUCAUCGUGUGCUUCAAGUCCUCAAAAAGCAUCACCGGUGUUUACGAAUGGCAACGCCAAUGGCCUGACGGCUGGUCACUCUCCGACACGUCUUUCGGACUCGUCAGAUCAUCUCUCCGGAGGUACAGAAUCGCCAGAUACGACGAUUCAUCCACAAAAGGUUUGCGAGAACUGUGAAGUGCAUCGUCAUCGAAUCCAUGAACUCGAGAGAUGCUUGGCUGCGAAACAAAUCGAGCUGAAGAAUACGCGAGAAUUAAUGCGGAGAAUCAGCGCGAUCGCAGGCUCGUUGCUGGAAUCGUGUAGUGACUUUGAUAAGCAGUGGAUAUCGCAUUCGCGUAAGGUUUAUUCGCAGAUUCAGUCAGUGAUUUGUAAUAUGGAAUAG
Molecule: messenger RNA, 498 nt
Organism: Anisakis simplex (herring worm)
Lineage: Eukaryota; Metazoa; Nematoda; Chromadorea; Rhabditida; Anisakidae
Source: the annotation of a GenBank genome assembly